This is a messenger RNA of Triplophysa dalaica, 3635 nucleotides long. It is a transcript of the gene papolg, whose product is annotated as poly(A) polymerase gamma. Bases 145 to 2373 code for a protein of 742 amino acids. The transcript has 22 exons. Lineage: Eukaryota; Metazoa; Chordata; Actinopteri; Cypriniformes; Nemacheilidae. The record is from RefSeq and is a predicted model, not a curated record. Gene Ontology annotation, molecular function: RNA binding; poly(A) RNA polymerase activity. Gene Ontology annotation, cellular component: nucleus.
AUGUCGGGAAAUGCCUCUCCGGUGGGCGCCAUAUUGAAGCAGCAACUAUUGUUAUAAAUUGAGUAGGGGCUGCUGCUGGCUGGGUUUACAUGUUUUUUUUGCGUGUUCGUUCUGGAUUUUUUUUGGAAAUAACUACGCAAGGUCAUGAAAGAGAUGUCAACGACUGGAAGUAGUACGCUUGGCGGGCAGCAGCCUCGGAAACAUUAUGGCAUCACAUCUUCUAUCAGUCUAGCCUUUCCCAGAGAGAUAGACCAUAUCUACACUCAGAAGCUCACUGAGGCUAUGAAACCCUUUGGAGUGUUUGAGGGUGAAAAUGAGCUUAAUCACAGGCUUGCAGUUCUUGGGAAGCUGAAUUCUUUUGUUAAAGAGUGGAUUGCAGAGAUCAGUGAAACGAAGAAUCUUCCACAGUCAGCAGUGGCGAAUGUUGGUGGCAAAAUCUUUACUUUUGGCUCAUAUAGGUUGGGAGUGCACACGAAAGGUGCUGAUAUAGAUGCUUUGUGUGUGGCCCCACGACAUGUUGAACGCAGUGACUUUUUUUCAUCUUUCUUUGAAAAACUAAAAAGACACGAUGAAAUUAAGGAUCUACGGGCUGUGGAGGAUGCAUUUGUACCAGUGAUCAAAUUCAAGUUUGACGGCAUUGAGAUUGACCUGCUGUUUGCAAGGCUUGCUUUCCAGUCCAUACCUGAUAAUCUGGACCUAAGAGGAGAUUCACUUCUCAGAAACCUGGACAUCAGAUGCAUUCGCAGUCUAAACGGUUGUCGUGUUACUGAUGAAAUCCUGUAUUUGGUGCCUAAUAAAGAGAAUUUCAGAUUAACUUUGAGAGCAGUUAAAUUGUGGGCCAAACGCCGUGGAAUCUAUUCCAACAUGCUAGGCUUUCUGGGUGGAGUUUCCUGGGCUAUGCUAGUGGCCCGGACAUGUCAGCUGUACCCCAAUGCUGUUGCUGCCACGCUAGUCCACAAAUUCUUUCUGGUUUUCUCUAAAUGGGAAUGGCCAAAUCCUGUGCUUUUAAAACAACCUGAGGACAGUAACUUGAAUCUACCAGUCUGGGACCCACGGGUGAAUCCAUCAGACAGGUACCAUCUGAUGCCAAUCAUCACUCCAGCGUAUCCACAACAAAACUCCACAUACAACGUGUCCACAUCCACACGCACCAUCAUGAGCGAAGAGUUCAAGAAUGGUCUCAUGGUUACGGAUGAAAUUCUACUGGGUAAAGCUGAUUGGUCCAAGUUGUUUGAACCUCCCAACUUUUUCCAGAAGUACAAGCAUUACAUCGUCCUCACUGCCAGUGCAUCCACUGAGGAAAACCACCUAGAAUGGAUUGGACUGGUGGAAUCAAAGAUAAGAGUGUUGGUUGGAAAUUUGGAGCGCAAUGAGUACAUCACGCUUGCCCAUGUGAACCCACAGUCUUUUCCUGGGUCAAAAGAGAACCCCAACGAAAAUGAAUUUGUGUCCAUGUGGUUUAUUGGAAUCAACUUUAAAAAACUGGACAACUCUGACUGUGUGAAUAUUGACUUGACCUAUGACAUCCAGUCUUUCACUGACACUGUUUAUAGGCAGGCUAGCAACAUCAACAUGCUGAAAGAGGGUAUGACCAUUGAGGCCACACAUGUGAAAAAGAAACAGUUGCACCAUUACCUGCCUCCUGAACUUGUGCAGAGGAAGAAAAAGCAGAGUUUGGGAGAUAUUAACCGGAGUUCAAAUGGUGGUGGGUCAAAGCGCUGCUCCCUGGAUGGCAGUCAUCUGGACAGCUCCACAGACACAGGCACUCCGUUCAGCUCGCCAACACCAGUCAGCAAACCAUGCCAACCAGUAUCUACGCCUGAAGACAGUAAUACCAGUCCUCCAAAGCUACCAGUCAGUGUAUUUAUGGAAGGCUCCCCACCAUCCGAAUCAUCUCCAACAUCAGAACAGGGAAUGUCCAUCCCAGUCAUUGGCUCCAAGCCCACUGCCACUCCAGUCUCAGAACCCCCAGCUGGCAGUACCAUACCCACAGUGGUGGGCCGUAAUGUAAUGCCACGGUUGAUCUCUCCCACUCCUACUGAACUGCCCAACAGCCUUAAUGGAGCUGCACCAAAGAGACCUCACUCUCCAUCACUGGAGGAGCCACCGAAAAGACUCAAAGAUACAGAGGAGGGGGUCCCUGAUGACUCUGCAUUUAAGGAACCAUACCCUGUAACUGGCAAUGGCUUGGAUCUAGAAGAGGGGCUGACGGAGGAGGGUCUUGCGGCUACAAACCCUAUGCCAAUACCUACAAUUGAUACAUCAAGAACACAGAGGCUACCAAGUAAUGAACUUCCAGAUGCAUCAUCCCCAGUUCCCACAAGCAACCUCCGUGUGAUUAAAAACUCUAUCAGGCUCACAUUAAAUCGAUAACAGUGAGUUGUCUUGAGGUAACCUUGAUUGUUGCCACUCAUGGUUUCCCUUUAAAUGUUUUCCUAUGUUUUCUAAUAUCCCUGCACAGGUUGUCCCUAAAAAUGUGGGACCACCCUUGUAACAGCAGUGCUGCUUUUAAACUGCUACUGAUGGUUGGCUGGUCUUCCUGCUUGUUACAAAGGUAUCAGUGUGUAGUCUUGGCAUAUGGAUUGAUAGAGGUUCUUAUUUUAAUGCCUUACUGUCUCAGAAUGCUUGCUUGGUAAACAUCCGUUUGAGCUUUUGAAACAAAUUGUACAGUAGAUGUAGUUUGUAUAUAACUUAAAAAUCAUUGUUAAUCUUUCUAUGCCACCUUAAUGUAGAUUUUAAUAACAAAAAAAUGUUAAAAAAAAUUGUCCUGUUUGUCGCUUUAAAUUAGAUUCUUCAUUGUUUGUAGAAGCUGUUCCCUGCAAAACCUUUUGUAAUCAUUGUAUUGGUUCUGGUACAGUUUCUGGGAGGACCUUUUGUUUGGGGUGUGCGUGCGUGCGUAUGUAUGUAUGAAUGAAUGACCAGCAUUAGAAACUAAAAACCGUAACCCAGUUACCUAUUCACAAUCAUCUCUACUGCCACUCCAUGGCUCAGAGAAAAAGAACAGUAUUAGUACUGGGAUCGAGGAUGGUUGUUGGGCCUCUGUCUCAAGGUAGUUUGAUGCAAGUUCUUUUUUCUAUGGAUUCAAUAUUUGCUAAAUGACUCCUGAGUGAAUGUUGGUUUAUUGUGUGCAUGUGCAUGACUGUAGUUCCCUGCGUCUAGGGCAUCACCCCUGCACCUCCCAUGGAGGUCUGAAUGGCAGAGUCUCCUGAACUUCAAGAUCCGAAAUUAAAUGAGAACUGCCUGUUUUUUCAUGAUUUUCCUAUUUGCAUUUUCUUUUCGUGUUGCAAGCCUCCUGCCCUAUGGGGUGUACAGAGUAUCUGUGGAUUUAAAAAAACAACAAAAAAAUAGGUUUACUGUUCAUAUGGGUUUUCUUAACUUUUUAUUUAUUUGGACCAUUAUAAUUUUAUAUCACAGACCUAGCAGCUGGGUUUCUUUCUUCUAGAUAUCAGUUAUAUUGGUCAGAAUUGGAUCUUCCUUGUCACCUUCAGAAAAUCUGCUUGUCUUUUUUGUCUUUGAUUUUUUUUCUUUUUUGGCGGGGGGGUGGGGUAGGGCAAAAGUUGUAUUUGAAAUGAUAUUUUUGUAUGUAAUGUAAACUGCCUUUACAUUUAAGAACAUAAAAUUCACAAAACCCCAAA